Molecule: messenger RNA, 4303 nt
Organism: Ctenopharyngodon idella (grass carp)
Lineage: Eukaryota; Metazoa; Chordata; Actinopteri; Cypriniformes; Xenocyprididae
Gene: ctbp2l
Product: C-terminal binding protein 2, like
Exons: 9
Coding region: 600-3296 (898 amino acids)
Molecular function (GO): NAD binding; oxidoreductase activity, acting on the CH-OH group of donors, NAD or NADP as acceptor; transcription corepressor activity
Source: RefSeq, a predicted model, not a curated record
GGUAUUAAGUUGGUUUUAUUUGGACUAAUCUCUCAUUGCUGUAGUGGGGCCAGUAGGGACGGAUAAACCCCACUGGAUUAGCAUGAGCCCUCCGCCAAUGCACUGUCCUUCUGUUUUCUCUCUUUUUGCAUCUUUCCAUUGUUAUAUUUGUCUCAGAAUCAAAUCCCGAUAGCUGUGAGCAUCCAGAAUCCGUCCUGUGUGGUUCAGUUGGUAAGUUUGUGUUACUGAGCUGUUGUGUUGUCCUAUUCUUCUUCUGUCUGACUUGCUUAUGUUUCCAGAGAUAAAUAAUUCAGCGAUUACCUGCCAGUCACAUGAUAGCAUGACCUCAAGUGAGGCAAAAAAGAAAUGUCGGCUAGUGAUCAGGUGAAAUGUUACCUUCCCUCACACACCUUCUCAGGGAAACAUGAGAAGUGAAAUCAAACACCUGCUUUUUUCCCCCUUCUCACAACCGUCCUCUCCUCUUUCCUCACCCGUGCCUGCGUUCACUAACCGUUCGGCUGUUAGUCUGUGCUGUACGAGGAAACUGCGCUCGUAAGACUCUUUCUGUUGGAAACUAAUGGCUUGCUUCCACUGAAACUAGCAAAUUCUGCAGGAACUUGAUGGCUGUCCGAGGCACCGUUCCUCCUCCGGAUUACUACCCCUUUGAUAUCGCUCUAUCGGCCCAGCCACCUGAAGAUCUCCAGGGCUUUUACAAGGGAAACCAGCACAUGCUGAGCAGAUCAGGCUCGCAUUAUGGCCUGGCAGGAGGGGUCAGGACCGCUUGGGAUCAAGGGCAAGCUAGAGCGGCUACUCCUGGUCCUACGCCCGGUCCUCCUCCUCCUCCUCCACCCCCUCCACCUCCACCCCCUCCUCCCCCACCCUCGGCUCAUGAGAUCAGCCGCUUGUACAGGGAUUCUCUGGCCAUCAAGAUGAUCCCAGACAGUCAGCGUAUUCGCAGUAGAGCCGCUUCACCCGCUUGCUUCGGCAUCGACUCCAGGUUUCCGGCCGAACACUCCGUUUACGGUGACGUCAACGGCUUCCCUCUGGAGUCCUGUCAGCCGGCCUCCACCUGCAUAGUGGUGGACCCCACAGCUUCGGGCAUGGAUGGGACUCGAGGGAACCAGGCUUAUGGCUCCGUAACCACUCAAAGGAUGCCCUAUGACCCUGUUUACGAUCCAGGCGCCGCACCAGCUCCCCUGACCUCCGGGAUGCCCGGCCACCACCCUUCGGUGGCCGACCCCAAGAGGAACGUGGAUCCGGGGUUUCUGUCUCUCCUGCGUUCCGAGGGUCUGUCUGAAAGCACCAUAACUCUUCUUCUACAGCAGGGGUUUGACUCUACCGCCAUGCUCAGCAUGAUGGAAGACCACGAUAUCCGCUCCGUGGCUCCCAAUUUAGGCCAGGUACGUGUGCUGUCCAGAGUGGUUCUCAAUUGCAAGACGGGUGCGACCGGUGCCGCAGGGAUGCGGGGUCGUUCCAACAGCUUCAGCCACCGCAGUGAUCUCUACAUGCAGCCUCAGGCUCUCAACAUGGACUCUCAUCUCAUCCAUCCGCCUCCCAGCGCCCUGCAAUCCGUUUCCCCUAGAAUGGGAGAGUUUUUGGGUCGCCGGCCAAGCAGCGCUCCCUCUCAGCAUCUACUCGAAACCACAACCUACCCAGCGGUUCGCCCGAUCGGAGGUCUUCCGGUCAGUCCGGGCGGCUACAACACUGCGCUACCUCAACCACGGCCGCUAUCGAUGUACAACGCCCACACCGGCCUGGCCAUGUCCGCUCAGCAACACCCAAUGAACACUCCGGGAGUGGCACCCAAGACCUUCUCCAGUACGUACUCUCCCAUGGAGCUGAUGAAGCGCCCACCGAACCUUCCUCCUCUCUCUCCUGCUCACAGCCCACAUCACAGCCCACAGUUACUGCGGAAGGGAACGGCGCCGGUGGAGAGCGCCGUCCUUCCGGCAUCUUCGGCCCUCCAGCAUCAGACCGUUAAUCCUAACAACAAGCUGACCCGCCGAACCGGACCACCGGUCAUCGUGUCCACCAUGGCUUCUCCUGACACAAGUAUCAGGCCUCAGAUGGUGAACGGGCCGAUGCAUCCUCGUCCUCUGGUGGCUCUGCUGGACGGCCGCGACUGUACGGUGGAGAUGCCCAUCCUCAAAGACCUGGCCACCGUAGCCUUCUGUGACGCCCAGUCCACACAAGAGAUCCACGAGAAGGUGUUAAACGAGGCAGUGGGCGCUCUGAUGUAUCACACCAUCACACUGACACGAGAAGAUCUGGAGAAGUUCAAAGCCCUCAGAAUCAUCAUCCGCAUCGGCAGCGGAUACGACAACAUAGACAUUAAAGCAGCCGGAGAGCUGGGUAUCGCGGUGUGUAACAUCCCGUCGGCAGCGGUGGAGGAAACGGCCGACUCGACGCUGUGUCACGUGUUGAAUCUGUACCGGAGGAACACGUGGCUGUAUCAGGCGCUGCGGGAGGGGACGCGCGUUCAGAGCGUGGAGCAGAUCCGUGAGGUGGCGUCCGGAGCCGCACGCAUCCGCGGGGAAACACUCGGACUCAUCGGUUUCGGUCGUUCGGGGCAGGCCGUCGCCGUCAGGGCGAAAGUCUUCGGCUUCAACGUGAUCUUUUACGACCCGUACCUGCAGGACGGGCUGGAGCGAUCGCUGGGCGUUCAGCGGGUUUACACACUGCAGGACCUGCUGUACCAGAGCGACUGUGUGUCGCUGCACUGCAACCUGAACGAACACAACCAUCACCUCAUCAAUGACUUCACCAUUAAACAGAUGCGUCAGGGUGCGUUCCUGGUGAACACGGCGCGAGGAGGUCUGGUGGAUGAGAAAGCUCUCUCUCAGGCGCUGAAGGAGGGCAGGAUACGCGGAGCGGCUCUCGACGUUCACGAGACCGAACCCUUCAGUUUUGCGCAGGGUCCUUUGAAAGACGCCCCUAAUCUGAUCUGUACGCCACACACGGCCUGGUACAGCGAACAAGCGUCUCUAGAGAUGAGAGAAGCCGCCGCUACAGAGAUACGCAGAGCCAUCACAGGUCGUAUUCCAGACAGUCUGAGGAACUGCGUUAAUAAGGAGUUCUUCGUGUCCUCGGGUUCUUGGGGAAUGAUGGAGCAACAGGUUCAUCCUGAGCUCAACGGCGCCACAUACAGGUUCCCAUCAGGUAUGGUCGGAGUGGCGGCAGGGGGUGUCCCAACGGGUUUGGAAGGUCUGGUGUCAGUGACCCACUCACUGCCCGCGGGGAACCACCCGUCACAGACGCCGUCCCCAAAGCAGCCCUCCAAACACGGAGAGAGCAGAGAACACCUGACCGAGCAAUAGCAUUAGCAUCACACACACACACACACACACACACACACACACACACACACACAGAGACUGUUACGCCACGUAAGAGGAACUUUACAGACUGAUAUCUCCACCUCUUGACGUUUCUUUAUACUGUUUUGGAGGAUGUUUUGGUCAUGUGACUGCAGCACGCUCUUUUAUUGGACACUUUUACAACCAUCAACAGAAACACAAUGGAGUUUGUUAGUUUGACGUGUUUCUUUUUCAUUUUUCAUCUCUUAAGUGUGAAUACUUUAAUUUAAAUGAAUCAGGCAAUAGAACUCAAGUCAAAGCCACGCCCACUGAUCCAUCCAUCAGGAUGAUUGACAGCUCAGUGCUCUGCUCUGAUUGGCCUGGGCUCUCAGACUUUAGCCAAGGAGUGAAACCUCAAAAUAUUUCUCAUGUGUGUUUUGUUUGUGUAUCUGUUCAUCAAACUGUGAUCUCUAUUAAUGAACAGCUCAAAUACGGUUGAGUUUCUCGUUCUGGUUCAGAUGAUGUUGUUUAGAUGAAGGUCAUUUCGUAUUUUAUAUAUUCUGUGAGUUUUUGGUUCGGCCUCUGCUGCUGGUUCACAUCGGCUUCAUUCCGCUGUACGACUCAGGAAAAUCACCUUCACAAUUUUUAAUUUUUCUCCACCAAAUCUUAAUACAGAUGAUCUGCAUAUUUUCUCUUUGCUGUUUCGCUCAUGUUAGUAUUUUUAUAAAGUGACAUCUCAUGGUUACGACGUUUCAAAAACUGAGAAUUUAAGAAAAAAAAUUUCCAAGGUUUCUAUCGCCUAGAUCAAUGUUCCUGUAAUCAUAGUCGAGUGUGACCCUCCCAUGUCGUGUCUCUUUUAUUUGGUUUGUUCUAACGAAGGGUGUUUGUCAGAAAAAGCGAGACCUGAUUCUCACAUGAGCAAAAGUGGGAGGUUGUUUGUUUUAUUGUGAUUAUUUGUAUUUGUUCCUUGUACAAGGUGAACAUUUAGCAUCAGUACAGAUCAAAUAAAACAUGCAGGUUCAAAACUG